AUGGAGGGUGGUGAAAUGUUCAGAGGCGGCAGUGCGAGGCUGGGCAGCUCGAACGUGUGGCGAAACAGCGCCAUGGAAGUGUUCUCGUCCCGGGGAGAAGGGGACAGCGACGAAGAGGCGCUGAAAUGGGCCGCCAUUGAGAAGCUUCCAACUUAUCUUAGAGUCCGGAGAGGCAUUUUGACAGAAGAGGAAGGGCAGUGUAAAGAGGUGGACGUAAAGGGGCUCGGGUUGGUUGAGAAGAAGAAUCUGUUAGAGAGACUUGUGAGAGUUGCAGAAGAAGAUAAUGAAAAGUUCUUGUUGAAGCUCAAGCAGAGAAUUGACAGAGUGGAUAUUGAUCUUCCCACGAUUGAAGUCCGGUUCGAGCACUUGAAUGUAGAUGCAGAAGCUUAUGUUGGUAGUAGAGCACUUCCCACAAUUUUCAACUUCACAGUAAAUAUGCUAGAGGGAUUCUUGAAUUCUAUUCAUAUUCUACCAAAUAGAAAGAAACCAUUGCCAAUCCUCCAUGAAGUCAGUGGAAUAAUCAAGCCUGGAAGAAUGACACUGCUUUUAGGUCCGCCUAGUUCGGGUAAGACAACGUUGUUGUUAGCCUUGGCUGGAAAAUUGGGUUCAGAUCUAAAGGUUUCCGGGAAGGUAACAUACAAUGGCCACGAAAUGACAGAGUUUGUACCACAGAGAACCUCGGCAUAUAUAAGCCAAUAUGAUCUCCAUAUAGGCGAACUGACCGUAAGAGAAACUCUAGCAUUUUCAGCAAGAUGUCAAGGCAUUGGACCGCGUUAUGAGAUGUUGGCAGAAUUGUCGAGGCGGGAGAAAGAGCUAAACAUUAAGCCAGAUCCAGACAUUGAUAUUUUCAUGAAGGUAGCUUCGAUUGAGGGAGAAGAAGCGAGCGUCGUGACAGAUUAUGUUCUCAAGAUUCUGGGGCUUGAAGGCUGUGCUGAUAUCCUUGUUGGAGAUGAAAUGAUCAGAGGGAUUUCGGGGGGACAGAAAAAACGGGUCACAACAGGAGAGAUGAUGGUUGGACCGGCGAGGGUGCUGUUUAUGGAUGAGAUAUCGACAGGUUUAGAUAGCUCGACGACUUUCCAGAUAGUGAACUCUAUAAGGCAAUCCAUCCACAUUCUCCAGGGAACAGCUGUGAUCUCACUGCUGCAGCCUGCACCCGAGACUUAUGACUUGUUCGACGACAUAAUUCUUCUGUCUGAUGGACAGAUUGUGUACCAAGGCCCUCGAGAGAAUGUAGUCGAAUUCUUUGAACACAUGGGGUUCAAAUGCCCCGAGAGAAAAGGCGUAGCUGAUUUCCUGCAAGAAGUAACAUCUAGGAAAGACCAAGAGCAGUACUGGGCACGUAGACACGAGCAGUACAAGUUCAUCACUGCCCGAGAAUUCUCUGAAGCGUUUCAGUCCUUCCACGUUGGGCGGAAGCUAGGCGACGAGCUUGCUGUUCCUUUCGACAAAGCCAAAAGCCACCCUGCAGCCUUGACUACCAAGAAGUAUGGUGUUAACAAGAAGGAACUCUUGAAAGCUUGCAUUUCGAGAGAGUUCCUUCUCAUGAAGAGGAACUCAUUUGUCUAUAUAUUCAAGAUGAUGCAAUUGACACUAAUGGCAUUCAUAUCGAUGACACUAUUUCUGCGAACGAAGAUGAAAAGGGAUUCUGCAACAGAUGGUACCAUCUUCAUGGGUGCUUUGUUUUUCGCGGUGAUCACAACAAUGUACAAUGGAUACUCAGAGCUGUUCCUCAGUAUCUUGAAACUUCCUGUCUUUUACAAGCAAAGAGAUUUCCUCUUCUUCCCUUCGUGGGCUUACGCUUUGCCUACCUGGAUCCUCAAAAUCCCAAUCACACUAGUAGAAGUUGCAAUUUGGGUGUGCAUGACUUACUAUGUUAUCGGAUUUGAUCCAGAUGUUGGAAGGUUUUUCAAGCAGCUGUUCCUUCUGAUAUGUGUAAACCAGAUGGCAUCAGCGUUGUUUCGGUUCAUUGCAGCACUGGGAAGGAACAUUAUAGUUGCCAACACGUUUGGAUCGUUUGCGUUGCUGACAGUUCUUGUGAUGGGUGGAUUCGUUCUAUCACGCAAUGAUGUGAAAAAAUGGUGGGUGUGGGGUUACUGGUUCUCCCCUAUGAUGUAUGCACAAAAUGCUAUUGCUGUGAAUGAGUAUCUUGGCAAGAGUUGGAGACAUAUUCCUUCGGGUUCGAGUGAGCCAUUAGGUGUAACGGUUUUAAAAUCUCGAGCUAUCUUCCCUGAGGCGCGGUGGUAUUGGAUUGGAGUUGGAGCUCUUAUUGGAUAUGUGAUUCUGUUCAAUUUCCUAUUCACAGUGGCUCUAACUUACCUCAACCCUUUUGGUAAGCCUCAGGCUGUUCUAUCCGAAGAAACAUUAGCCGAAAGGAAUGCCAGCAAACGAAGGGAGAGUAUUGAAUCCAUUUCGGAGAGGCGAAACGAUGUCCUGAAAAGUGCGUCUUCGCGGUCAAUAUCAUCGAGAGUAGGCAGCAUAAACGAGGCUAAUCCGAACAGGAGAAGAGGAAUGGUUCUUCCAUUUGAACCCCAUUCGAUAGCCUUCGACGAAAUCAAAUAUGCUGUGGAUAUGCCUCAGGAAAUGAAAGCUCAGGGGUUUACAGAAGACAGGCUUGAGCUUUUGAAAGGUGUUAGUGGUGCCUUUAGGCCCGGGGUUCUCACGGCCCUAAUGGGCAUAAGCGGUGCAGGCAAAACCACGCUCAUGGACGUCCUGUCUGGUCGAAAAACAGGCGGAUACAUUGAAGGAAACAUCAGCAUAUCGGGCUAUCCUAAGAAGCAAGAAACCUUCGCUCGGAUAGCAGGAUACUGUGAGCAGACCGACAUCCAUUCGCCUCACGUUACAGUUCAUGAAUCCCUGCAGUACUCAGCCUGGCUUCGGUUGCCCCCAGAAGUCGACACAGAAGCUAGAAAGAUGUUUGUUGAAGAGGUGAUGGAGCUCGUGGAGCUAACACCAUUGAGAGGAGCACUCGUUGGAUUGCCUGGAGUGAACGGCCUGUCAACCGAGCAACGCAAGAGGCUCACGGUGGCUGUAGAGCUCGUGGCAAACCCGUCCAUAAUCUUCAUGGACGAGCCAACCUCAGGGCUCGAUGCUCGGGCUGCUGCAAUCGUGAUGAGGACAGUUAGGAACACGGUGGACACAGGCCGGACCGUUGUUUGCACCAUCCAUCAACCAAGCAUAGACAUCUUCGAUGCAUUCGAUGAGCUUCUGCUGCUGAAACGCGGUGGGCAAGAGAUAUACGUCGGUCCAAUAGGCCGCCAUUCGUCACAACUCAUUGAGUACUUCGAGGCGAUUCCCGGUGUCCCGAGAAUUAAAGAUGGCUACAACCCUGCAACAUGGAUGCUAGAGGUUACUUCUGCAGCACAAGAAAUUCUCAGUGCCACUGAUUUUGCACAAGUAUACAGAAGCUCACAACUUUUCAGGAGAAACAAGGCAUUAAUAAAGGAAUUGAGUAAACCGGCCCUGGGUUCAAAAGAUCUCCACUUCCCCACAAAGUAUUCUCAGUCUUUCUACACACAGUGCUUGGCCUGCCUAUGGAAACAACAUUGGUCAUACUGGAGAAACCCUCCAUACACAGCAGUCAGACUAAUGUUCACAACAUUCAUUGCUCUUAUGUUUGGAACAAUAUUCUGGGAUCUGGGCUCAAGAAGAAGAAAGCAACAAGAUCUAUUCAAUGCAAUGGGUUCCAUGUAUGCUGCCAUUCUAUUUCUUGGUGUACAAAAUGGAUCAUCAGUUCAGCCAGUUGUGAGUGUUGAAAGAAGUGUGUUUUAUAGGGAAAGAGCAGCUGGAAUGUACUCUGCUCUACCUUAUGCAAUUGCCCAGGUUGUGAUUGAACUGCCAUACCUAUUUGUGCAAACAAUCAUCUAUGGUGUGAUAGUAUAUGCAAUGAUUGGAUUUGAGUGGACAGUGACCAAAUUCCUAUGGUAUCUCUUCUUCAUGUACUUCACAUUGUUGUACUUCACUUUGUAUGGCAUGAUGACGGUGGCCGUGACUCCCAACCAUAACAUCGCCGGCAUUGUUUCAUCGGCAUUCUACGCAAUUUGGAACCUUUUCUCCGGAUUCAUCGUACCAAAGACGAGAAUUCCGGUGUGGUGGAGAUGGUACUAUUACAUUUGUCCAAUUUCUUGGACGUUGUAUGGGUUGGUUGCUUCCCAGUUCGGAGACGUUAAGGACAAGCUUGUGGACACUGACCAAACAGUUGAAGAAUUCAUAAAGACAUACUUUGAUUUUGAUCAAGAUUUUGUGGGAUUUGUUGGUGUUAUUCUCGUUGGAUUGUCUCUUCUCUUUGCCUUCAUUUUUGCAUUCUCAAUUAAGGUUUUUAACUUCCAAAAACGAUAG
Ipomoea triloba (trilobed morning glory) is the source of this 4335-nucleotide messenger RNA. Its product is annotated as pleiotropic drug resistance protein 1-like. NCBI's taxonomy places the organism in Eukaryota, Viridiplantae, Streptophyta, Magnoliopsida, Solanales, Convolvulaceae. Gene Ontology annotation, cellular component: membrane. The transcript is spliced from 22 exons. The record is from RefSeq and is a predicted model, not a curated record. Gene Ontology annotation, molecular function: ATP binding; ATP hydrolysis activity; ABC-type transporter activity. Bases 1 to 4335 code for a protein of 1444 amino acids.